Orussus abietinus is the source of this 975-nucleotide messenger RNA. RefSeq lists its product as uncharacterized. The transcript is spliced from 2 exons. The record is from RefSeq and is a predicted model, not a curated record. Bases 88 to 531 code for a protein of 147 amino acids. Lineage: Eukaryota; Metazoa; Arthropoda; Insecta; Hymenoptera; Orussidae.
AUUACCAAGACGUCCAGGACUGCCCCAGGAUCAUCAGAACGGCUCUUCCGAUUUCUUCGGCAACGGUCCAGCUGAAAAUUAGGUAAAAUGACGGCGAUCAAUACGAGAAUAUUCAAGACAGUGACCGUGUUCCUGGUCCUCUACGAGGGAGUCGUCAGUGGACUUCCUCUGGAGGUCGGAGAACAGUCUUCGAAGCCAACCACAUCGGCGCCCUUGGGAGAUCACUAUGAUCAGAGGCAAAAUGGCACCGAGAAUUACCGGAUUCACGUCGAUGGGCUCGUCCUGGUCGUCGCUCCUGUGGAGGCUCUUCUUCUGGCUGGAGGUAUUCCCGGAGCCAGCACGGAACCAAACUUAGCUGCUCUGGGUCAGGAUGGACUGCUGGAGAACUCGAAGCCCGGAAGUCCUGGUCCCACCAAGCCCAAGCCGGAAGUCGAGGACAAUUCGAAGCGCCACUCGGAUCCCAAAUCUUACAGACCCAGCUUGAGACUGGCGAACCUCAUCGCUCCGAUUUUACGACGCAUUCGCCAAUGAGAUUUCCCGGAAUCCUCUCGAUAUCUUAAAUAUAAUUUCUAAGCUCAUAUGUAGUAACGACAUAAUGACAUAAUUUAAGUUUGAAUGCAAGUUAUAUAGGCCGAGAGAGCGCACAAUGUAGCAAGAACUGUUCUCGUGAAUAUGCAUGUUAUCACGGAUAUCUCCCAGGGGAUAAGUGGUUUUUAUGCAUCGCAUACGAGCAAGAAUUAGCUAAUUAGUACGGAGCAAUUAGCACGGUGAUAUGAGGCGGAAUUGAGCGAUUAUCAGCACACGAUAUAUUCCACACGCUGGUACAAAUAUUCAUUACGAAUAUGCGAAUAGCCAAUAGGAUGUAAUAACAUUUUUAGUCGUACUCCCUAGACUGUGUUUAUACUGUAAUUUAAACAGGGUGCUUCUUUAUAAAUAUCGAUUGAAAAUAAAUGUUAACACGAGCGUACACAGGAA